Molecule: messenger RNA, 1362 nt
Organism: Wallemia ichthyophaga EXF-994
Lineage: Eukaryota; Fungi; Basidiomycota; Wallemiomycetes; Wallemiales; Wallemiaceae
Exons: 1
Coding region: 1-1362 (453 amino acids)
Biological process (GO): regulation of translational fidelity; 'de novo' cotranslational protein folding
Cellular component (GO): cytosol
Molecular function (GO): Hsp70 protein binding; ribosome binding
Source: RefSeq, a predicted model, not a curated record
AUGAGCGCAACACAGCCAAUUACACCAAUAUCAAUUAGCUUGCCAGUUGCCAGCACAUCUGCAGCGCCAACCACUUUGUCGAAGCCAGUACAGCGUAAGCUCGUGCCAGUUGGAGGUGCUUAUGCUGCACACGCACGUCGUCAAGCCUCAGGCAAGACUUUCGAUGAGGACGAUGCAGCUGUGAAGGCGGAGAAUGAAAGAUUGGCCGAAGAAGAGCGUAAGAACCAGCCAGAAGAUGAUGGCGUUGGUGAAGAGCCUGAAUCCAAGGAAUUGUUACAAACUUCUGAUCCAAAGAACUACAAGGCACUCGACAUGUACGCAAUUCUUGGUCUUUCAAACCUUCGUUACAAGGCAACACAAGACCAGAUCCGUCUCGCCCACAAGAAGAAAAUUCUCAGACACCACCCUGACAAGAAGGCAGGUAGGGGCGGUGAUGCCAACGAUGAUCGCUUCUUCAAGUGCGUUGCUAGGGCUUUAGAAAUCCUCGACAACCCAGAAAGACGCAAACAAUUCGAUUCGAUCGACGAGACAUACAGUGACAAGAUCCCAGACGCAAAAACUAAGGGAGAUUUCUUUGAAGUUUACGGACCAGUCUUUGACCGUGAAUCUAGAUUCUCUGAGACACCGGUGCCUUCACUAGGCGGUGCCGACGCACCAAGAGAUCAAGUUGAAGAGUUCUACAACGCAUGGUACAAUUUUGUAUCAUGGCGUUCAUUUGAGUGGUACGAUAAGGAGAUAAAUGAGGGCUCUGAGAAUCGCGAUGACAAGCGUUACACUGAGAAGAAGAACAAGUCAGAUAGAGCUCAGAGAAAGAAGGAGGACAAUGCUCGUGUAAGAACAUUGGUCGACAAUGCUUUAGCUGCAGACCCUCGUAUGAAGAAGUUUAGGCAAGAUGACAAAGCAGCACGUGAAGCGAAGAAGAACAAGGCCAAGGGUAUCACCACGGAUCCUAAGAAGGCUAAGGAAGAUGAGGCAAUUAAAGCAGCCCAAGAGGCGGCAGCCAAGGAGGAGCAAGUUAAGAAAGACGCAGCCAGCAAGGCAAACAAGGCGACUGACAAGAAGGCUAAAGAGGCAGCCAGAAAGAACCUCAGCAAGUCAAAGAAAGCGAUCAAGCAGAUUGUUACAGACAACAAUUACUUCCAGCCACCUGGUUCAACGCCUUCUGCGAAUGAUAUUGAAUUGCAGCUUAAUGAGUUGGACUUGAUCGCGAAUGGUCUUGAGCCUGAAGAGACAGCUGAGCUUAAGAAAUCACUCGAUGGCACACCAGAUGUUGCAGCUAAGCGUGAAGCAAUCGUCAGCUCAGCCAAGAAGUUGCUCGACGUCGGUAAAGUUGAAAGUGGACGUUUCCAACAAUUCGUUUAA